Leptidea sinapis is the source of this 4568-nucleotide messenger RNA. RefSeq names its product amyloid-beta-like protein (gene Appl). Lineage: Eukaryota; Metazoa; Arthropoda; Insecta; Lepidoptera; Pieridae. The record is from RefSeq and is a predicted model, not a curated record. Gene Ontology annotation, biological process: axonogenesis; central nervous system development. Bases 76 to 2484 code for a protein of 802 amino acids. The transcript is spliced from 17 exons. Gene Ontology annotation, molecular function: heparin binding; transition metal ion binding. Gene Ontology annotation, cellular component: membrane; neuronal cell body; neuron projection.
AGGUUACAGUCGAGUCGUACUAACGUCAGUACGUUUGCAGCCUUCUAUCGACGACGCAACGCUGAGGCCGCGAAUAUGAUGCGCGCCGGGCUUUUUAUAAGUGUUUUUACCAUACUUUUGGAGGUCCUUCAUGCCAGUCAGACUAUCAAUGGCGCAGAAUCCCAAGUGGCGGUGCUGUGCGAGUCUGGGGCUAGCUACCACCCGCAGUUCAUGUCGGCAGCUGGGCGAUGGACUCCCGACCUCACCUCCAAGCCACACAACUGCCUGAAGGAUAAAAUGGAAAUUCUGGACUACUGCAAAAAGGUUUACCCGAGCCACGACAUCACAAACAUUGUUGAGGCCUCGCACUAUGUGAAGGUCAGUAACUGGUGUAAGCUAGGAUCCGGAAACGCUGCCAAAUGCAAGGUCACAAGAUGGGUCAAGCCUUUCAGAUGUCUUGACAAUUUGGCGGCAGAAGGUCCAUUCCAAUCGGACGCGCUGCUAGUUCCCGAGAGCUGUCUGUUCGACCACAUCCACAACCAGAGCCGCUGCUGGCAGUUCUCCAGAUGGAACGCCACCGCUGCCCGUGCCUGUGGCCAGCGGGGACUUCGUCUGAGGACCUUCGCUAUGCUCCUGCCCUGCGGAAUCAGCCUGUUUUCUGGUGUCGAAUUUGUCUGCUGCCCGAAACAUUUUAAAGAGAAUGUAAAAAUCCAUAAGCCAAUGGAAGUCGGUGUUCCUGUAAGCCCUGGAGGUGAAGAAAUGCUUGCGGCAUCGGCGGCAAUGGAUGAACGCGAUGAUGAAUUGCUUGAUGAUGAAGAUUCGCUUGGUGAUGAUGAUGAUGACACCUUGAACUUAAGUGACGAUGAUGAUGACGAUGAUACUGAUGAUGAUAUGGAUGAAGAUGAAGACGUGGACCUAACUCGCGAUGAUGACGCCGAAGAUGAUGAUUACACUGACGCUGACGACUCCGCUUGGCCGCGACCUGAAUCUUCCUCCGCACCGUCAACCACUCCUUCUACUACUACCACUUCAACUACUACUACUGUAUCAACUGCAACUUCUGAUCCUUAUUUCUCUCACUUUGACCCUCGCACCGAACAUCAGAACUACAAGGAUGCCCAGCAACGCUUGGAGGAAACACACCGGGAAAAGAUCACAAAGGUGAUGCGCGAAUGGUCCGAACUUGAAGAUCGUUAUCAACAGAUGAUCGCCACAGACCCUACAGCUGCACAGACUUUACGUCAACGUAUGACUGCUAAAUUCCAAGCUAAUAUUCAGUCUCUGGAAGAGGAAGGUGUGGCAGAGCGUCGUAGACUGGCAGCACUGCAUCAACAACGUGUGCUUGCCCAUCUGGCGCAGAGAAGACGAACUGCUCUUUCUUGCUACACGCGCUCUCUUAGGGAUACACCACCCAAUGCCCACCGUGUCCAGAAAUGCCUGCAACGUUUGGUACGAGCCUUGGCCGCCGAGCGUAGUGGAGCCCUAGCUGCCUGGCGUAGGGCUGCUGCGGCAGGAAGAGAGGCGGCAGCUGCGGAACGAGCCAGUGCUGCAGACAGACUGCAGGACGCUGACCGAGCCCUUCAACGCGCCCUGUCCUCUCUUCGUCGUCGGCCACAUCUCUACGCCAGCAUUGGAACUGCUAUUGAAGACUAUGUCCAGUCGAUGCAAUCCAAGGAUGAUAUGGCCGUAUCGCUGAUGUCCAUGACUCCGGAGGCUGAAGAGCUGCUGUUAGACCGUAUUGAAGCCGAAGUGCAGAGAGAACAGGCUGCUCGGGAACAGCUGGACGUUAAGAGGGACCAGCGGAUCAGGCAACGACUGGAGAUUGAGGACGAACGCGCCAUGAAGAUGCAGACGACGAGCGGCAAGGAAAGUGAGGAGGUGGAUGACGAGGCGAGCGAAGUGAACGACAGCGAGGACACGACUGCGGCCCCGAGCACUCCGUCGCCUGCGCCGCCCUCCCCCUCUUCGUCCCCCACCGCCGCUGUCUCCCAGCACGACCAGACUACCCGCGCUGCUUUCACUCAGGAAACUACCACUACCGAAAUCAUUACCAGCACGAUGACUGAAGCUCCAGAAAGUGAGACAGAAACUGGAGAGAUCAGCGAGACAUCCAGCCGGCGAUCCACAGGCGAAACUGAGGGCGAAGGCCUACGAGCAGCUCUGGAGCAAGCUGAGGAGCGUGUCCCACCACCACCAGCUCAUGCGCUCAAGCAUGAACUGCAACAUACGCAGCCGGGAUACACCGUCCGAGGCUCGAACCCAGCUCCUGGAGGCUCAGGCGCCCUCUACCCAGCGCUGUGUGUGGGCGGAGCUGCCCUGGCCGCUGCUGCAGCCGUCGCCCUGGCCGUGGCACGUCGCCGUGACCGAGCACCUUCAGCUCAGGGCUUCGUGCAGGUGGAGCAAACUGGCGCUGUAGUCCCUACUCCAGAGGAGCGACACGUAGCGAACAUGCAAAUCAACGGCUACGAAAAUCCCACCUACAAAUACUUUGAAGUUAAAGAAUAAACUAAUUUCAUUUCGCUACAACCACCGGGCUUGUCUAUUACUUCUUAUAACCCUCCUAUUAUUUGCCCCUUUUAGUUCGGCGUUUUAAAUCAGCGCCAUCUAGUGUUCUUUUCAUAACUUAUGAAUUUAGCGUAUGCUAAAAUUAUGCGUGAAGUGUGUGCUUGAGUCCUUACUUGUCUGGGUUUAAUUUUAACCCUUUCCCUAAUCUAUGUCCUACAUGAUAAUUAAUUAUUUAUGGAAUGAAUGUGUGAACAACGUAAACUCUUCUUUCAAAAAGCGCGGUGGUUAUAUUUUCCUUACAUAAUAUUUAUAAAGCUUUUGUGAUUAGGUGAUAUAAUUUUGCGAUAUUUCGCGUUCAGUCAAAGUCUAAACUGUUUUACAAAUUGAUAUUAUUGUUUUAUAUUACGUUUGCACCAAAUUACUCAUUAUUUAUUGAAUCUUUUAAGGUUAGGGUUAAGUUUUUGUCUAGUGUUUUAGAUUUUUAAGUAUCACAUUGUAGGCAAGUUUUAAAAUUAAGUUUUGAGACAACCGCUCUUGUUGUAACAUUAAUUGAAUUAUACAUUCGCACAUUUUAUUUAUUCUUAAGUAAAAUAAAAGAUCUCAAUGUUAAAAUUACUUAUCUAAGUCAUUUUAUGCACCUUCCUAAUUAAUGUUAUAAUUUGAGCGCGUCGAAAUAACGUCCAUUGUAUGCGAGCACGUUCGCGUACAAAUUUGAUUCUUAUUAUUAAAGCCCGCUUUCUUUUUCUAACGUAGGUAGAACAUAACGUGAAUUUUAUGUAAUAAAAUGCAAAAAUAUAUUUUAAUAAUUAUUGUGUACUUAGAUGGAACGGGCGGCAAAGAAGCGCGGGUGAACGCUCGACACAGGUCUUCUAGUCUUCUUCUAGUCACUAACUUUGCCGUUGCCUCUUGGACUAUUUCUAUUCAACAGUAUCUUCUCGGUAAACUGUUUCGCCAUUUGUGACUAUCGUUUGCCCGCGGGACAAUACUCUUAGUUGCCGGUUAGAACGCGGAGUGCUCAAAGUGUUCCUGAUAAUUCCAACUAAGCUAGGACUCUAAGAAAUUACAACUCAGUCAUUAUCGUACUGUUCAUACAUAAGAUGACGGCGAAUGUGUCAUUUUUGACAGCUGUCAAUUACAAACUCAAAAUCUCCAGUUUAUCGACAGUGAACUUAAUGAACGUACUAUCACGGUAGAGCCGAACUUGUGAAAUAAAUCUAGUCAUUGGUACCAUCGUAAUUCACUUCGUGCGUAGUUGUGUUCAUACUUUUUAUCCACACAUUGGGCACUCGGCUUUAUUGGAGCAGUAAAGCUUAGUCGGUGUAUGUACGAUUAUGUAUAAGUAGAUGUAAAAAAGUAAUACAUUAUAUAGAUGUUUUAGCGUCAUACAUAGGAUAUAAAGCAAAUAAUAUAAUAAUUAUAUAUCGCAUUCGUCCGUUUAAAUGUAAGAGCUUGCGCUCGCGUCUUUCCCACUUAAAACACUUAAUGUUACGCGGUAGUUAAGAUGUAAUUCUGCCUCAGUAUUAUACAUUUAAGCUUAUUUGUUACAUAAGCUAAUUUAUAUACACUUAUUCACUUAGUUACGGGCGUAUUGACGUUACUACAUAUAUAAAGUCAUAUCAAUUACGUCAUUGCAUUUUUAUCCUUAUCAUUAUAAAGCGUUGCAGCGUCAGUACGCAGUCAACAGAUGGCGCUAUCUACAUAAUAUAAUGAUAGAAUGCUCGCCCGUAGCAUUUUUAAAUUCAUUACGUAAAAUACUCAUUGUAUAUCGUAUAUUUACUCUUGCAUUGAGGAGCAGUUGUAUUUUUACUAAUGACAAACCGACUUAUUUUUCUAACUUUGCUCAAAAUCACCUCUCUUUUGUCGGUAUUUAAAAUUAUUGUGUCCAUUCGAUGUUUAAUACUAUGUAAUUCGAUGUAUCGCCAAUAGUAAUUGAUGUUUGUAGUUCUCUUAUUUCAUGUAAAUCGUCAUCCACGUUUCACGUAAUUUAAGAGAUUAAUAAAAAUGGUUUGGAUAUUUUUGUGUUUUCUGUGCAUUUAAUUGUGAGUUCGAAGUUCAAAUUAAAUCAAUAAAUAGAAACAUGGAAA